Culicoides brevitarsis is the source of this 777-nucleotide messenger RNA. RefSeq names its product KS1 protein-like. Lineage: Eukaryota; Metazoa; Arthropoda; Insecta; Diptera; Ceratopogonidae. The coding region runs from base 72 to 668 and encodes 198 amino acids. The transcript has 2 exons. The record is from RefSeq and is a predicted model, not a curated record.
GCGCUGUCAGAGCAAAAGUCAUUCAAUUCGCUUCUUGCAAUUAAGCAAAGAAUUACUUUCAAAUCUCAAAAAUGUCAAAAGCUUGGAUUCUUUUACUCUUCGUGGUUGCCUUGGCUGCCAUGCAAGAAAGCAACGCCAACCCUGUCGCCUUAGCUGAUGAACUUCAAGAAGCCUUUGGAGUUGAUGAGAAGGUAGAAGGUGCAUUUUUGAGAGAGAGACGUUCUUCUCGCCAUCAUCAUCAUGAUGAUGACGACGACGAUGACGACAGCGAUGACAGCGACGAUAGUGACGAUAGCGAUGAUGAUGACGAUGACUGCGAUCAUCAUGGCAAACAUGACAAGAAACAUCACAAAAAAGAUGACAAGAAAGAUCACAAAAAACAUGACAAAAAAGAUCACAAGAAAGACGAUAAAUCUAAGAAGUCUGCCUUGAAAUGCAGUUGCCAUGAGGAGAAACAAAAGCCCAAGGUUGUCUGCUCAUGCGCCAAACACGAGAAAAAACAAGAAAAGAAGCCUGAGAAGAAGAGUGAAUGCAAAACUACUAAACCAACAAAACCAACUUGCUCCUGCAAAGAACAUAAAAAGGUACAAAAGGAUCUCCAUGUCCAUGUUUAUGAUGUUGUUCAUCAUGAAGAUCACAAGAAAUGCUCUUGCGGAUGCAAAAAAUGAACAUGAGGUUCUAUCUCAAUAUAUUUAUUCCUAUUCACCAUUCAUAUAUAUUACUCAAUGUAUGAUAUAUUAAUCGAAAUGAAUAAAUAAAUAUUACUCAAUGAUAAAA